ACGUCAUGUUAAGCAGCCAUAUUCCUGUCGUGACGCAUGCGUAUUUAUCUGAAAACGAGAGUCGACAGUACCGGGAUUGGAAUUGAAGCCAUUUGUGAGGGAUUUUCAUAUUCCAAUAUAUCUUUCAUAGGACAGAAUUAUGGCAAAACAAGAACAAGUAUUAAUAAUAGAGCCACAGCAUGAACUAAAAUUUCGAGUUCCCUACAUUUAAAUUUCAGGCCCAUUUACAUCACCUGUUACAUCUUAUAUGAAAUUAACAAAUCCGUCUGAAAAGAAAGUCUGUUUUAAAAUUAAAACAACAGCACCAAAGAAAUACUGUGUACGGCCAAAUUCAGGAGUUUUGGAUGCAAAGGGAAUAAUUGAUGUUGCAGUUAGUCUACAACCAUUUGACUUUGAUCCUAAUGAAAAAAGCAAACAUAAAUUCAUGGUUCAAACGAUGAUCGCACCGGAUGGGGAAAUAAGUAUGGAUUCACUGUGGAAAGAUGUAAAUCCAGACAACCUGAUGGAUUCAAAACUGAAAUGUGUGUUUGAAAUGCCAGUGGAUCCGGCAACAACGGGGCCACAAGAAAACAAUGUAGACGUUUCACCGGCUGUACAUGAGGAAAAAGCAAAGAGGAUUGGAGACGGUGUUAAAGCUUCUCCUAAGCCUAAUUCCACAGUGGAGGGUGAACUCUUGAAGGCUGCUGCAGAAGUGAAACAUUUACGAGAAGAAGAGAGCUCACUAAGGCAAGAGAAUCUCCAACUAAAGGAGGAGAUCCUCAGACUGCGCCGCUCACCUGCUGUGGCAGCACUCGACUCAACUGCACCCAUCCUGGCAUCUGGAACUGCUGUUACUACAGCCUCUCUUCCCAUGAUGUAUGUAGUGCUUGCCCUUUUCAUGGGACUGGUUGGGAUCAUACUCGGAAAAUUCUUGCUCUGAAUAUUCAACUGCAGCAGCACUAUAAAAAAAAUUUGUGAGUCAGUCUGCGUGUGCCACUCACCCACCCCUCUUCCUCUCAAUGCCAUGUUACAUUCUCAUUUUCUUCAUUAUUUUUCAGGUCACAUGCCUCCCUUCCUAUAAAAUUGCCUUGAGUAACUGUGACAUAUUCUCCUGCCACACAUCUGUUCUAGAUUUCUGUACAUCUUUUUGCUUUUAAUCCUCAUUUUAUGUGUGCUGGAGAGAGGAAGCUGGGAUUGGAGAGAAAAUCUUUAAUAAUUGUUUACAAGCCAAGACACUUCACCAUUCAAAGGUGUCCCCAAACUUUUGACUUUGUUAAUUUUGUGUGGGCGACUCACAUUGAAUGGCUUACCAUUGUUUGUACAUAAUGUGUUAUAUAGGGCAAAAUUCAACAGCAAGGUAGCACUGUUUGAAGUUGAAUUAUGAGGGAAGUGCACCUUUAAUUUAACAUUUGCUAGAUGGGCUGUGUGAAGCAAAUUAGAUUGUUCAUAUGUAGAAUAAGCUUUUCCUGGCAGCAAGAUUACACCACCCAAUUGCUUGUUCUUUCCUGUAUAUUUUUUCCCCCCUACAUAUGUAUUAGUAUUCCCAAUUUCUACAUAAUUGUUAAUUGUAAAGAGACUGACAUUUUAUGAAACUACUCUGGGAUGGAUUCAUACCUUCACUGUAUUUGAAGUUGGUGUUCGUUUUUACGUAAGUUGAAUUCCUGUACAGUUAAACCUGAAAUAUGACAUUUGGUGGUCCAGAAGUGGCAGAUAAAAGCAACGAGUUUUAUGGCCUUCUCAUAAGAGGUUUUUUUUAAAUUCUGAUCCAGCAAAUGUCUUAUAUUUGGAUUUAGCAUGACAUUAUAGUUUCAUAAUUUUGUUAAUACAGAUACUGUAUGAAAUAAAACUGAUAAAACUGGAAUAA
Molecule: messenger RNA, 1843 nt
Organism: Zootermopsis nevadensis
Lineage: Eukaryota; Metazoa; Arthropoda; Insecta; Blattodea; Termopsidae
Gene: Vap33
Product: VAMP-associated protein 33kDa
Biological process (GO): endoplasmic reticulum membrane organization
Cellular component (GO): endoplasmic reticulum membrane; plasma membrane
Molecular function (GO): FFAT motif binding
Source: RefSeq, a predicted model, not a curated record